Erythranthe guttata (spotted monkey flower) is the source of this 2146-nucleotide messenger RNA. RefSeq lists its product as uncharacterized. The record is from RefSeq and is a predicted model, not a curated record. NCBI's taxonomy places the organism in Eukaryota, Viridiplantae, Streptophyta, Magnoliopsida, Lamiales, Phrymaceae.
UAUCCAAAUUCCAAACUUGCUGACAAACACAAAUUUUUUUUACGUGUCCAUGGAAACCUCAGCCCAUACACGUGUCCUACAAAAACCCCCUCUCAUUUGACCGUUUCCCAAAAAAUAAUGAAUAAAAAUAAAAUUAAAAUAAAUCAAAACCGCCGCAAAUCAAGACACGUGGCAGCACCUGGUCCGUCAUCCGGAGGCAGUCCCGUGAGCUGACCCACAUUUCUCUCUCACCUAUUUAAAUAUUUUCUCCUCAAAUUUUGCUUACCCAACACAAAAAAAUCAAAAUUCCGGGUGCGAUUUCUCCUCCUCUCAAUUUUGAAUUCUCAAUUUUCAACCUCUCGAAAUUAAUUCAAUUUUUUUUUAAUUCUUUUUUCGGAGAGAGAAUUUUUUUUUGUUAGGAUCUCUGAAAAAAAAAAUCGCUCAACCAGAUUAUUGUGGCUUGAAGAAAUUCGAUUUUGCUUUUUUUUUUGCUUUUUUUUUUUUUUGAAUUCCCCAAAUUUCUGGUUUAUGAUUUGCUUCGCAUUUCAAAGACCUAAUAAUUUGAUUCCAAGCGAACGCCGUUUCCGAAUUAAGAUCGGUAUAAUUCCGAAAGGCAAAUUGGAAUUCAGUAGCGGAAUUCCGUUCACCGGAAAGUAUUCUCGUUUUUCGUCGAAGGUGAUACUCGAACCGCCUAGGAAGAGAAGAGGAGGAGGAGGAAGGAUGGUGAAGAGACCAAACGGCGACGCCGCCACCGUAAUGCUGACGUCAGGGGCGAGCGGUAGGGUUAAUGUUCUGCUUUCGCUGCGCGCGUUGAGGAGCGUGUGGCGGCUGAUCAGCGCGUUCUUCAUGAUUCUCCUGCUGCCGUUCCGCGGUAGGCGGCGGUGCAUGGUGGUGGGGGCGGCGCCGGAUUCGCCGGAGAAAGGCGGCGGGAGGGAAGAGAAACCCUCGGCGGCGACGGGGAAGGUGGUGAGGGUUCCCGCGGCGAUGGUGCCGAGGAAGAGCGCGGCGGCGGCUGUGGAUAAAGAGGUGGCGGCCCGGCGGGCGCUGGCGAUUAGAAAGGUGGUGGAGGAUAAUGGAAACGGAGACGGUGAGGAUACUGUGAGGGAGUUUUCGUUGUUUGUUACGUCGAGAGGCGACACCAUUUUUACUCAGUCAUGGACACCUGUUAAGGUUCAAGUAAGGGGACUGGUUGUUCUCUUACACGGUCUGAACGAACACAGUGGAAGAUAUAAUGAUUUUGCCAAGAAAUUGAAUGCAAAUGGCUUCAAGGUUUACGGAAUGGAUUGGAUUGGGCACGGUGGUAGUGAUGGACUUCAUGCAUAUGUUCAUUCACUUGAUUAUGCAGUUAAUGAUAUGAAAAUGUUUCUUGCCAAAGUUUUAGCUGAAAACCCAGCACUUCCCUGCUUCUGCUUUGGACAUUCGACCGGUGGAGCUAUUGUUUUGAAGGCAUUGCUCGAUCCCAAAGUGAGACAGCGUGUAGCUGGCAUCGUAUUGACUUCGCCAGCUGUCGGAGUACAGCCUUCGCAUCCAAUUUUUGCUGUGCUUGCUCCGGUUAUUGCAUUCUUGUUCCCAAGGUUUCAAUUCAGUGCAGCAAACAAGAGAGGCAUAGCAGUUUCUCGAGAUCCAGAGGCUCUAGUGGCGAAAUACUCGGAUCCAUUGGUAUUCACCGGAUCCAUUAGGGUGAAAACGGGCUACGAAAUCCUCCGAAUAACGGCCCAUAUUCAGCAGAACUUGACCCGUCUAACGGUCCCGUUUUUAGUCCUUCACGGCACAGACGAUUCGGUAACGGACCCCCAAGCCACACAGAAACUGUACGAUGAGGCCUCGUCGAGCGAUAAAACUAUCAAGCUCUACAAAGGACUGUUGCAUGAUCUUCUUUUCGAACCCGAGAAAGAAGAGAUAACGGAGACUAUCAUUAAUUGGUUGGAUAGUAGAUUGUGAUUAGUGAAUCCGGAGAUUCGAAUAACCACAAAAAGGUUAACGGUUACUUUUUAUUUCGCUCGAGCGAACGCCUUUCUUGAUGAAUAAUAUUUUUAUGCAGCUUUUGAGAUGCAAUGUAAUUUCAUCAAACAUCCAUAACUACUACUUGAAUAACUAGCCUUUUUGUAAUUGAGUUUUUUCCUCAGUCAAUCAAUGUAUGUAUGAAGCUCAGCUACAUUUGUAUCUA